Helianthus annuus (common sunflower) is the source of this 3558-nucleotide messenger RNA. RefSeq names its product nuclear pore complex protein NUP98A. Gene Ontology annotation, biological process: post-transcriptional tethering of RNA polymerase II gene DNA at nuclear periphery; protein import into nucleus; RNA export from nucleus. Lineage: Eukaryota; Viridiplantae; Streptophyta; Magnoliopsida; Asterales; Asteraceae. Gene Ontology annotation, molecular function: structural constituent of nuclear pore. The transcript has 14 exons. Gene Ontology annotation, cellular component: nuclear pore cytoplasmic filaments; nuclear pore. The record is from RefSeq and is a predicted model, not a curated record. The coding region runs from base 353 to 3340 and encodes 995 amino acids.
GAAUUUACCCUAUAUUAACAAAAAAUGAAAAUCAAUAUAGGGGUGUUCAGUCUUGAAUUUACCCUUACCACUGUGACCUAUCCCUCUUCUUGCGACUCGAAUCCUCCCCAAUCCAUACGGAUCCACGAUCAUCGUCGUCAAUCUGUCUCUCUUUUGUUGAACAUAUAGUUUGAAUUCCAACAAUCGAACGGACACGAAAAACGGUUUAAAUUGAAGAAAUUAUGAUUCCGGUGUACGAAGUGGAUAUGAAUUUGCCGGUGUAGGUGUGUGUUUUGCUGUGUAAUCUUGUUUCUGCAGAGUUUGAGAUCAAGAGCUUGGUGUUGAGCGUGUAGUGAAGUAACAGGAAGGAAUCAUGUUUGGUUCUAGCAAUCCGUUUGGGCAGUCAACAAACAGCCCGUUUGGGUCCCCAUCGGUUUUCGGGCAGACUAGUAAUGCAAAUAACAAUCCAUUUGCUACACAACCUUUUGGUAGCACGUCUCCGUUUGGUGCACAAACAGGGGGUUCUAUGUUCGGUGGCACAUCUACCGGUGUGUUUGGUGCUUCCUCACCGGUUUUUGGUGUCUCGUCAGCGCCUGCUUUUGGAGCUUCAUCAAGCCCAGCCUUUGGUGCUUCAUCGUCUGCUUUCGGUGGUUCAUCCGUGUUUGGGCAGACUCCUGCAUUUGGUGGCUUCGGAUCCACUACACAACAAUCAAGUCCGUUUGGAAGCUCGUUUCAGCAAUCGCAACCGGCUUUCGGAAGCAGUGGAUUUGGAUCCUCACCGUUCGGAGCAUCGAGUCAACCCGCUUUCGGUGCUCCUAGUCCUACCACACCAACAUUUGGUAGCACCCCUGCGUUUGGUGCUGCUACAAGCACACCGGCUUUCGGUUCUACAUCAACCCCAACGUUUGGUAACACGGGUUCCGCCUUUGGUGUCUCUAGUACCUCGGUUUUCGGAUCUAGCACUCCUGCUUUUGGUGCUUCGAGUACUCCGGCUUUUGGUGCUUCGAGUACACCAGCUUUUGGUGCUUCGAGUACGCCUGCUUUCGGUGCUACUACGUCUCCUUUCAGUUUUGGGUCAACUCCAGCAUUUGGUCAAUCAACUUCUGCGUUUGGCAGUAGCCCGUUUGGUGCUACUACUACCCCAGCCUUUGGUGCUCAAAGCUCCCCAUUUGGAGGUCAGACUACAGCACCAGCAUUUGGGAGUCCUGGGUUCGGUCAACCGUCAUUUGGAAGUCAACGAGGGGGAACGAGAGUAUCGGCAUAUGCUCAGACACCCGAGGCAGACAGUGGUAGCAGUACACAACCUGCUGGAAAACUGGAGUCGAUAUCCGCAAUGCCUGUUUAUAAAGAAAAAAGUCACGAAGAGCUUCGAUGGGAGGACUAUCAGUUAGGAGAUAAAGGGGGUCCAAAUCCUGCUGGCCAGUCUUCUGCUGGAACGGGAUUUAAUAUGAACAACACGCAGCAGGCGAACCCUUUUGCUUCCUCUUCACCUGCAUUUGGCCAGUCAUCUGCAAAUCCGUUUUCGUCAUCUACGUCUACCAACCCGUUUGCUCCAAAGACGUCAACUUUUGGUACCACAACGUUUGGAAACUCAACGCCAUCACUUGGUUCUUCACCCUUUGCAUCUGCAGCUUCUAAUCCUUUCGGGUCAACACCUACUCCAGCACCAUCUGCAUUUGGGUCAACUCCUGCUUUCGGAUCUACAACCUCUGGUUCUCUUUUCGGUUCGACUCCUGCAUUUGGAACCUCAACGUCUAUUUUUGGUACAACUCAAGCUCAGGGAACAACUUCGUCAUUUGCAACUGGCCUUAACUUUGGAAGCACUCAAUCAUCCCCCUUGUUCCAGUCAACCACACCCACUCUUGGUCAAACGAGUUCGCCUUUUGGGCAGACUCCUUCAGCUUUUGGGCAGACUGCUUCAGCUUUUGGGCAGACUCCUUCAGCUUUUGGGCAGACUCCUUCAGCUUUUGGGCAGGCUGCCCCGUCUUUUGGGCAGAGUACUCCCGCCUUUGGUCAAUCAAAUGCUUUUGGAAACAACUUGUUCUCAAGCACCCCUUCGCUGUUAAGCUCGAACAGCAUGGGAUUCAAUCAGACAACUCCUUCUCUCUCAACGCCCUUUCAGACGGCUCAACCAACUCAGAAUCCAGGUGGUUUCGGCUUUUCAGCACCUGCAGGUGGCACACCAAGCAUUUUUGGUCAGAGUAAUUUCGGACAACCGUCUGUCAAUCAGAGCCCACAACCACAGUCUAUUACUAUUACAAAUCCUUUCGGAACUCUACCCGCAAUGCCUCAGAUGUCAAUUGGCCAUGCAGGAAAUGCACCUUCAAUUCAGUAUGGAAUUUCUAGCUUGCCGGUCGUCGACAAACCUUCUCCUAUGAGGAUAUCAUCUGUGUUAACGUCGCGGCAUCUAUCUCAAAGGCGGAUUAGGUUGCCUGCUAGGAAGUAUCACCCCAAUAAUGACGGUCCAAAGGUUUCGUUUUUCAAUGACGAUGAAGAGACUACCAGCACACCUAAAGCAGAUGCUCUUUUCAUUCCCAGAGAGAAUCCAAGAGCUUUGGUUAUUCGCCCUAUGGAACAGUGGCCCGCAAAAGCAUCUGCAGAGAAACCGAAAGAAAAGAAUCCAUCUUCUCCAGCACAAGCUAAUGGUCAAUACACCGAGUUCGCUUCUACCGCUCAUCAAAACGGCCACUCUACAGAUGAUGGGAACAGAAAUCAUUCCGAAAACGGUGUUUCUAAAGAACAAGCUACUCCCGUAAGGAUAACACAGAAGACAAAUGGGCUACACGAGGAUCCGAAAUCUGACUCGUACAUCACGUUAACCGGUCACCGAGCCGGGGAGGCAGCAAUCGUUUACGAACACGGGGCUGAUAUUGAAACGCUCAUGCCUAAACUCCGCCAUUCGGAUUACUACACCGAGCCACGAAUCCAAGAACUAGCCGCCAAAGAGCGAGCAGAACCCGGUUACUGUCGCCGCGUAAAGGACUUUGUAGUCGGGCGGCAUAACUGUGGAAAAAUUAAGUUUUUUGGGGAAACGGAUGUGAGACGUCUGGACCUGGAGUCGCUUAUCCAGUUUAAUCAUCGUGAAGUGAUUGUUUAUAUGGACGAGACCAAAAAACCGCCUGUUGGACAGGGGCUUAACAAGGCUGCUGAGGUAACGCUUUUGAACAUAAAGUGUGUUGAUAAAAAGACGGGCCGCCAAUUCACUGAAGGACCGAGAGUUGAAAAGUAUAAACAAAUGUUGAAAAAGAAAGCGGAGGAUCAAGGUGCGGAGUUCAUCUCUUAUGAUCCGGUUAAAGGGGAAUGGAAGUUUAGGGUUAGUCAUUUCAGUCGGUACGGGCUCGAAGAUGCACUUGUUGGAUGAUAUAGUUGGUUUGUGGUGAGCAGUUAUCUUGGUUUUUUUGUUGGCCUGCUUUUGUUUUUUGAACACUGGUUUGUAUAGAAUAUGUUGAUUUCUUCUGGUGUACGUAUACCCGGUGCAAAUUUGCUUCUGUUGUUAUUGGGACCGGUUAUUCGAAUAACUGACUUAAUUGGUGGGAAUGCGGAUACAGAGUUAAGAAACCGGUCUACAACCCUUAAAAA